Staurois parvus is the source of this 441-nucleotide messenger RNA. NCBI's taxonomy places the organism in Eukaryota, Metazoa, Chordata, Amphibia, Anura, Ranidae. The record is from the annotation of a GenBank genome assembly.
UAUUGUCCCCGUCCCCCCCAAUCAUGUGACUCAGGUGUUCCAAUCCCCUUUAUAUCAUGUGACUCAGGUGUUCCAAUCCCCUCCUUAUCAUGUGAUUCAGGUGUUCCAAUCCCCUCCAUAUCAUGUGAUUCAGGUGUUCCAAUCCCCUCCUUAUCAUGUGAUUCAGGUGUUCCAAUCCCCUACAUAUCAUGUGAUUUAGGUGUUCCAAUCUCCUCCCAAUCAUGUGAUUCAGGUGUUCCAAUCCCCUCCAUAUCAUGUGAUUCAGGUGUUCCAAUCCCCUCCAUAUCAUGUGAUUCAGGUGUUCCAAUCCCCUCCAUAUCAUGUGAUUCAUGUGCUCCAAUCCCCUCCAUAUCAUGUGAUUCAUGUGCUCCAAUCCCAUCCCAAUCAUGUGAUUCAGGUGUUCCAAUCCCCUCCAUAUCAUGUGAUUCAGGUGCUCCAAUC